GUGGACUGGCUGAAGAACGAGGACCUCAUAGAUCCGUCGCAGGACUCAAACUUUCUGAUCACCAUCGAUCACGAUCUGAUAAUCAAACAGGCCAGACUCUCCGACACGGCCAACUACACCUGUGUGGCUCGCAACGUGGUGGCCAAGAGACGCAGCAGCACGGCGACCCUUAUUGUUUAUGUGAGCGGAGGUUGGUCUUCUUGGACUGAGUGGUCGGAGUGUAACGCUCGAUGUGGGCGGGGCUGGCAGCGACGGACGCGCAGCUGCACCAAUCCAGCCCCUCUGAAUGGAGGAGCCUUCUGUGAGGGCCCGCCCUUCCAGAGAGUCACCUGCACCACGCUGUGCCCAGUCGACGGAGGCUGGAGAUGGGCAAAGUGGUCCGCCUGUGCCGAGUGCACCCACUGGCGCAGUCGUGAGUGCCCCCCCCCGCCCAGAAACGGAGGAAAGCACUGCGGCGGCAGCAUGAUGGAGAGCAAAAACUGCACCGAGGGCUGUGUGCGCGCA
Molecule: messenger RNA, 504 nt
Organism: Labrus bergylta (ballan wrasse)
Lineage: Eukaryota; Metazoa; Chordata; Actinopteri; Labriformes; Labridae
Source: RefSeq, a predicted model, not a curated record